CCCCACCCUCCCUGUCGCUGCACCCCAGCCAGGGGGUGUCCCUGGGGGACACUGUCACCCUGCGCUGCCACCUGCCCCGCGUGCGAGCCCAUGUCCAGCUCUGGUUGAAUGGAACUCUGAGAUCCGACAAGGAAAAAGACAAGGAGCAGGAUACAGCUGAGUUCUCCUUUGUCACAAAGCUGGAAGAUGCGGGGACGUAUCAGUGUCGGUACCAGGUGUCAGAGCCACUGUGGACAUCAAAUAAGAGUGAGCCCGUGGAGCUGGUGCUGACAGGUGCUGAGGUGGCAUCCCGUGGGAACCUGGUGCUGGCGGUGG
Molecule: messenger RNA, 315 nt
Organism: Meleagris gallopavo (turkey)
Lineage: Eukaryota; Metazoa; Chordata; Aves; Galliformes; Phasianidae
Source: RefSeq, a predicted model, not a curated record